This is a messenger RNA of Phodopus roborovskii (desert hamster), 4176 nucleotides long. RefSeq names its product iduronate 2-sulfatase (gene Ids). The transcript is spliced from 9 exons. NCBI's taxonomy places the organism in Eukaryota, Metazoa, Chordata, Mammalia, Rodentia, Cricetidae. The record is from RefSeq and is a predicted model, not a curated record. Gene Ontology annotation, molecular function: iduronate-2-sulfatase activity. The coding region runs from base 28 to 1701 and encodes 557 amino acids.
UUCCCGCAAGGCUGCACCGAAGCAGGAAUGUCGCAGAUGCCGCCGCCGCCGCCGCCGCCGCCUCUUGGCUGGCGCCUGCUUGGGUUCAGCUUGUUGCUAGGCUCCUUCUGCUUCACCCUGGAGUCCGCGGCGCUAGGCGACUCAGCUACAGAUGCUCUGAAUGUCCUUCUGAUCAUUGUGGAUGAUCUGCGCCCCUCCCUGGGCUGUUAUGGAGACAAAUUAGUGAGAUCCCCAAACAUUGACCAGCUGGCAUCCCACAGCAUUCUUUUUCAGAAUGCUUUUGCACAGCAAGCGGUGUGUGCACCAAGUCGAGUGUCCUUCCUCACCGGGAGGAGGCCUGACACUACCCGCCUGUAUGACUUCAACUCCUACUGGAGAGUACACUCGGGGAAUUUUUCCACCAUCCCCCAGUACUUCAAAGAGAAUGGCUACGUGACCAUGUCGGUUGGAAAAGUCUUUCACCCUGGUAUAUCUUCCAAUCACAGUGAUGAUUCUCCAUAUAGUUGGUCUUUCCCACCUUAUCACCCAUCAUCAGAGAAGUAUGAAAACACUAAGACAUGUAGGGGACAAGAUGGAAAACUCCAUGCCAACCUGCUUUGUCCUGUGGAUGUGGCAGAUGUGCCUGAGGGCACCUUGCCUGACAAACAGAGCACUGAGGAAGCCAUUCGGUUAUUGGAAAAGAUGAAAACGUCAGCAAGCCCUUUCUUCCUGGCGGUUGGGUAUCACAAGCCACACAUCCCCUUCAGAUACCCCAAGGAAUUUCAGAAGUUGUAUCCCUUGGAAAACAUCACCCUGGCUCCUGAUCCCCAGGUCCCUGAUGGCCUACCACCUGUGGCCUACAACCCCUGGAUGGACAUCCGGGAGCGGGAAGACGUCCAAGCCUUAAACAUCAGUGUGCCCUAUGGCCCAAUUCCUGUGGAUUUUCAGCGGAAAAUUCGCCAGAGCUACUUUGCUUCUGUGUCCUAUUUGGAUACCGAAGUUGGGCAUCUUUUGAGUGCUUUAGAUGAUCUUCAUCUAGCCAACAACACAAUUAUUGCUUUCACAUCUGAUCAUGGGUGGGCCCUAGGUGAACACGGAGAAUGGGCUAAAUAUAGCAAUUUUGAUGUCACUACCCGUGUGCCGCUGAUGUUCUAUGUUCCUGGAAAAACAGCCCCACUUCCUGGAGCAGGCGAGAAGCUUUUCCCUUACCAGGACCCCUUUAAUCCCACUUCAGAAUUGAUGGAUUCAGGUAGGCACGACACGGACCUCGUGGAACUUGUAUCUCUCUUUCCCACGCUUGCUGGACUUUCAGGACUGCAAGUUCCUCCUCGAUGCCCCAUCCCUUCUUUUCAUGUUGAGCUGUGCAGAGAAGGCCAGAGUCUUCAGAAGUAUUUGCAGCUCCAUGACUUUGAAGAGGAGUCGCACUUCCUUGGUAAUCCCCGGGAGUUGAUUGCCUACAGUCAGUACCCCCGGCCUGCAGAUUCCCCUCAGUGGAAUUCUGACAAGCCAAGCUUAAAAGAUAUAAAGAUCAUGGGCUACUCUAUACGUACCAUAGACUAUAGGUAUACUGUGUGGGUUGGCUUUAAUCCUGAUGAAUUUCUGGCUAAUUUUUCUGACAUCCAUGCAGGGGAACUCUAUUUUGUAGAUUCUGACCCACUGCAGGAUCACAAUGUAUAUAAUGACUCCCAACAUGGAGGAUUUCCCCACUCAUUGAAGCCAUGACUUCUGCCAGUCUAACAGGACAUAUAUGUGUCCCCUUGCCCCCUUCUGGCUCUUGAAAGGUGGCAUUAGAAAUGGCUGUCUUUUACUACCCAUUGUAAUAGACAUAAUCCGAGUGGGAAGCAAUCAAAACAUUAAUCAUCAAUUUGACCUAGGAGUAUGUGGCACACAAAUCUUUUCAUUUAGCUCUUAAGUUAUAACUGGUCAUUGGAUUUAGGCUAGGCUGAAACUCUUCCAUUUUAAAAGCACUCAUAGCUUAGUUUAAAUAACUACAAAGUGAUCUUACCAAAAUGUAAUCAUACCUUUGUAUAUAAAAUCCAUACUAGCCCAAAAUAAUACUGUAUUCAUGAAAUAAUUUACUUGUUGAAUUUAGUGCAUUUCAAAAAGUAACCAUAUAUCUUAGGUAACCCAAUGUAGUCAAAACAUGUUAACAUGGAGUUCAUUUCUUUUUCAAAUGUGAAAUUAAGUAAUCAUUCUAGGAACAACUUCUAUAUGGUCUAUGUUCAACUUUUGUUUCUAAGAGUUCAGAUUUCAAAAUCAAAGGUAAAAUACACAUGGGAUUAUUAAUGCAACAUUUCUUCAUUAAAUAAUAAAUAAAGUAUAGGUAAGAAAUUCAGUUAACUAUUUCAAUACUUGCUGGCCCAAAAAAUAAUUUAUUAGUUAAUGGUAGAACUCUUGAACUCAGUGGCUAUCUGUUAAAAUGUCAGUUAUUCAGAAUGAAAGCCAUUUAAAAUGUAAGUAUACCCAUGAUUUGAAUCCUUCAGAAUCAUAUUCAUAUUCCUAUUUAGAGAAUUUCUGAUACCCAUUUAUGCUGGAGGCAGGAGCUAUUCUUUUACCUUUUAGUAGAGAAAACGUGGAUUUAUGAAACGUAAAUUAUCUUGUGGCUUGGAAACUUUUCAUUAAUAGGGUAUAAGUAAUUUUUAGAAUGUAGUUCUGUGUUUCUUGCAUAUUCCCUAAAUAUGAAAGUAACAGGAAGGUUAUGUAACAGGUAGGGAUAAGGUUAUUUCAUUACUAUUGUUAAAGAAAAGUCAAUUCUGUAAUGUGCUGAAAACUCUUGUUAUCAGUAGUUAACAGCUUUCCAACAUACAAUGUAUUUAGUAUUGUAUUAAAUGAGUAAUUUCAAUAAUCUUCUCCUUAAAAUGCCUCAGUGUUUCAAGAUAAAUGUUUUUGAAACAGAAUAUAGCAAAUAGAUAAUUAAAUUACUCUCACGUAUUAAAUUGAAUCCCAAAAGCCAAGAUAUUAUUUUUAAGUUUGUAAAAUCUCAAAGACAGAUUGUUUUUACUAAUUGGCCUACUAUAGACAGGUAGCUCAUAGUACAAUGAUUUUCCUGACCAAUUUCUAUUUGGAGAUUGAUGGUCCCAUUCAUCUCUCCUGAUCCCCAAAUUUGCCCCUUGUCUAGAAACUGUCUUUUGUAGAUGAUUUGAUUCAGUCUUCUCUUGUUCUUUAUAUUAUUUGUCUCAUUGUAUUCACUCAGUGCCAUUUUUACAAUUUAGUUUAGAAUUUGUUUGUUUGGUUGUCUUUUUAAGGCAGGGUUUCUCUGUUUAGCUUUGGAGCCUGUCCUGGAACUCACUCUGUAGACCAGGGUGGCCUCGAACUCACAGAGAUCCACCUGCCUCUGCCUCCUGAAUGCUGGGAUUAAAGGUGUGUGCAGCCAUUGCCCAGCUGUUUAGAAGUUCUUAAACAGCAUGUCUUUAUUUUGCUUAGCUUCAUCUCCUCCUCCAUAGUUAUAGGGACAGAUUUUGACACAGGUUUUUAUUUUGCAUCCAUCCAUUUAUUGUUCCUAUUUGACCAUAGUAUAUACAUUUACUUUUUUUUUCAAUUUUAUCUCCUGAAGCAGUUUUAGUGUCAACCCCCUCCAAAUUCUGCUUCUGAUGAAGUCAUAAGCCCAUUGGUGCUCUCCACUUAGUAGUCACAUGACAUAUGUGACUAUUUAAAUUUAUUUUAUUGACAUGAAAUAAAAUUUUAAACAAUUCAAGUGCUCAGUAGCUAGACUUAGAGCCUUUCCACCAUAGCAGACAGUUCUACUCAACAGAGAUGCCCUGGAUUUGAGCUGGAUGUGUUAACCUUGAUUGGUGUGUUCCUGUAAUGAGCAAACUGUAUGUGGUUUAAGCAUAGAGUAGAGAGUUUGCUGUGGCCAUCAGCCUCUUCCUUUCAUUCUCAUUGCCAUUGCCUCUGCCCUUCUCCCUCUCCUUCCUAAAUAGUUUACCUCCCUCCCCUUUCCCUCCCCUGUUCCUUAAGGAAUCCAUGUGUCUUCCUAAAAAUCCCUCUUGACCCUGCCCUUUGAGAACACCGUCAGUGCCUACUAAGGGUCUUAAAGACCUCCGCUGAGCAGUCAGAGUCUUCCCUGGCUCCACAAUGCCCCUUCCCUUGGCUGACUUUCCCUUGCCAAUCCCUGCCUCCCUGGCCCUUCUAGCUUGUGCCCUCUCUUCUUUGCUCCAACCCUUUCAUGGCCAUUCUUCAUAGCCUGGCUCCCCUGAC